This is a messenger RNA of Daldinia childiae, 4731 nucleotides long. RefSeq names its product BTB/POZ domain-containing protein 1. Gene Ontology annotation, molecular function: protein binding. The transcript has 4 exons. The record is from RefSeq and is a predicted model, not a curated record. NCBI's taxonomy places the organism in Eukaryota, Fungi, Ascomycota, Sordariomycetes, Xylariales, Hypoxylaceae. Bases 1 to 4731 code for a protein of 1576 amino acids.
AUGAGUCAUCUACUUUGGAAAUACUACUGGGAAAAUGACGUCGACAAAUUCUGUCGGCUACUGGCUCCGGCCAGUUAUUCCCAGAAUACAUCCAAGACUUCUAGUUUGGGAGUAGGUAGUGUAGGCGCAUUCGGAAGUUCUCCACGAGGUACUACCAAGUCGCGCAAAGCGUCCGGCUUUGGCGUUUCUGUAAUUGCGCCUAAAAAUGCCGGUAGCAAUCUUGGAAAGGGUGAUAUUAAUAGUCGCGACUACUCGGGUUUAACUAUUCUACUUCGAGCCGUUUCGUCAACUUCUUCGAACGCCAUCACCUUUGUCGAAGCCCUCCUUGAUCAUCCCGCGAUCGAUAUCUACAUUCAGGACUACGAGAGCGGUUGGAAUGCCCUACAUAGAGCCCUAUAUAAUGGAAAUAUUUCGAUUGCGCGAUUGCUACUUGAUAAGGAACGUAAAGACAUAACAAGUUCCCUUGGGGGGGUUACUACUACUAGGGUGGGACAAUUAAUCAAGACGAAAGACCAUGAAGGAAAUAGUCCUUUUGACGUAUACAACGCUAGUAUUGCUUUGCGAACUUUGAAAGUCUCAGAAGAGCGCGCGAGCCUGGAAGAUGAUGGCUCAGAUAGUGAUGAGGGUUCGGCAGGCGAAGAUGCUAGGCAUCAUACCAGAUCUGCUGCUCUGGGUGAAGAAGUAUUCACCUUUGGUAGCAAUAAUAAUUUUUCCCUUGGCCUUGGCGAUGAAGAUGAUCGGCAAUUCCCAGAGCGCAUCUAUUUGAAACGCCCUGACCAUUUAAUUCAGCAUUUCUACGACCAGUACCUCGAGGAAAUGAAGCGCCAGUCGAACAUAGAGGAUUCAAUAUCUCGCGAUUUGUCUCAAAUCCCAAUUUUAAUUCAGAAUCGCCCUUUAAUGAUUCAGGAUGUAGUGCUCUCUAAGCUACACAGUGCUGUCCUCACGACUGAUCCCGUCUCUAAUUUGUACAUCUGCGGCAUUGGGCGUGGUGGUCGUCUUGGCCUUGGUGACGAGAAUACGAGGUUCAGUUUUAUGCCUGUUCAGGGCGGCUUGUCCGACAAGAAGGUCGUUCAGAUUUCGUUAGGCCAAAAUCAUUCAUUGGCUGUAACCAACACGGGAGAACUUUGGACUUGGGGGUCAAAUACGUAUUCGCAGCUUGGGGUUCCUUUACCUGCACCGGUGAAACCUGACGAGGAACCAAUAAGUACAACGCCUCGACAAGUAUUUGGUCCAUUGAAGAAGGAAAUCAUACUUGGAGCAGCGGCUUCUGCUAUUCAUUCCGUAGCACACACGGGGUCGUCUUUGUUCUGCUGGGGAAAAAAUGUUGGCCAACUUGCCUUGAUGGAUGCGGAUUCCAGGUCUCUUGAGGUUCAGACGGUCCCUAGGAAAGUUGCCGCGACCCUCCUCUCGAGUCACUCUUCAAUCGUCAUGGUCUCGGCUAUUGAGAAAGCGACAUCUUGUCUUUUCGAGGACCAUACCGUGUGUGUCUUCACGAGUUACGGCUAUAACAUGAUUAAGUUCCCUACUUUUGAUCCUUUCACGAGUUCACCACUCCAACGCUCAGUGCAGCUCUCUAUGUCCUCCCGCUAUGACCCUGGCCGCCGCGAGAUCCAUCAAAUCACAUCAGGCGGGGAUACCAUAGCUGCGGUUACGGGCAAUGGAGACCUCUUUACGAUGGUAGUCAAUCACAAGUACGAUGGUAAUCAGUCCGCUGCGUCCACGACUAAUCCGUCGAAGAUCAAGGACGCGGUGACAAUACCACAAUGCAUUUGGAGCUCUAAAAAAGAUGGCGUUAGAUCUGUUAGUGUCGGAGAGAAUAGUUCUGUUAUAAUCUCUACACAGUCUGGGGCGGUCUGGCAUCGCAUCAAGCGAACAAAAGCGAAAGACACUAAAACACCUGCAACAGCAGACUCCAACAAGCGCAAGGACUUUAAAUUCCAGCGUGUUCCCUAUAUUACGGAUAUUGUUGCGGUUAGAAGCUCUGCUUUCGGUGCAUACGCCGCGGUCCGCAAGGAUUGCGAUGUGACACGGGAGCAACUUGAGAUUGAUGACCCGACAUUGUGGGAGGACAUUGCCCCCCUGUUCCCUCUAUCUGGAUUUAGGGCUCUGAAUUAUAAAGCGCGAGCAAAUAAGGACACUUGGAAAUUUCAGGAUCCAGACGUGUUGAAAGGUCGAGUAGACUCACUGGCAUACGAGGUGUUGACGUCAACUGACCUUGAAGAUGAUCUUCAAAGACAUCUUAAGAAUUGGCAUUUCCACCACGAUGGUCUUGGCAUGGUCAUUCGUACCGCUACAUUCCCAGAUUUGGCAAUUCCCGUACACUCCUGGCUCUUGUCAGCUAGAAGUCCGUUACUUCGGGCCGGAUUACAACAAUUCAGGGAAACCGGAAUUUCCGAGUUUUCAGAUGUCCUAACUAUCAGUGAACAGGAUAAUGUUGUGAUUGUAGAACUUACUGGCAGCGUCGAUAUAAUCACACUAAUGAAUCUCAUCGUUUAUUUAUAUCGCGACAGAGUCAUCCCUGCCUGGAACUUUACGCGGCAAUCUAAACCCUUAGCAUAUAGAUACCGCCAAAUCCGCACAGAACUUAUGAGACUGGCUACUGGACUUGGUAUGACCGACUUGGAAGCUGCUGUUAGGGUCCAAAGCUCACCGCCACGUUCUAUGAAUAAGGACUUCAAGAAAGCUAUCGAGGAUGCAGCCUUUUUUGAAGAUGGUGAUGCUCUUUUGGAACUCGAUGGCGAUGAGAUCCUUGUCCAUAGCGAUCUGCUCUGCCAAAGGUGUCCGUGGUUCCAAGGUCUUUUCAAAGGUCGUUCUCGUGGUAUGUGGCUAGAGAGUCGCCGUGCAGAACAAAAAGAUUACGACUACAUCAAAAUCGACCUGAAGCAUAUGGACCCGGAGGCAUUCCAUUACGUACUUCAGCAUCUAUACGCCGAUAUUGGGGAAGAGUUAUUCGACGAUGUUGUCGCAGAGAAUCUUGAUGACUUCUCCGAAUUAGUUAUGGAGGUUAUGGGCAUUGCUAACGAACUGAUGCUCGAUCGUCUAUCACAAAUCUGCCAGAAAGUCAUCGGUCGUUUUGUUAACACUCGCAAUAUUUCGAAUUUACUAAAUGCUAUCAGUCCCUGUUCGGUUACUGAGUUCAAGGAUAAGGGAUUGGAAUACAUCUGCCUCCAGAUGGAGUCGAUGCUUGAAAAUCAUCUACUUGACGAUCUCGACGAGGAUCUUCUCCUAGAGCUAGAUGAGGUCGUCAGGGAUAAUCAACUGGCCAGGUGUCCAUUUGCGCGAAGUGGGAGAGCUGAUUUACUCCUCCACGAACACAACCCUGAGCUAGCGCAAGAUAUUGACGAAGAGAGGCAGAGACGAGUGAAAGAGAUGGCGUAUAAGGUCAUACAGAAAGAAGACGAGAAAAAGCUAUCAACAUCGUUCAAGUCUCGUAUUGGGAGCUUGGACGAAUCUACCGGUGUUUCUCCAAUAACGGACCGAAGUAGGAGAAAGUCGAAAGCAAUUCGAAACGAGCCUUUCACGCCUGAGCUUCGACCAAGAGACUCUCAUGCAGACCUCAUCUUUGCUAUGGACGAAGAGGGGUCGCCUAGCAGCACGACUCCUGUUUCUCCAAGUCCCCAACCGUUGCAACCCAGUGAGCAAACCGAAUUGGACCAGUUAUCAACGCUUUCUGGUCCUUGGAGGGAUUCCAAAGGAAAAUUUGUUGAAGAUCACAUCACACCAAACUCCACUACACAAGUUUCGACAUCAAGGCCCAACCUAUCCCCUACAACGUUACAGAACGGUCCUACAAGGCGUGUGCCGUCGGGAGGUAAUCCAUGGGGACCAUCAUCACUGCCAACUUCACGGUUAGAUCUGCGAGAGGUGUUAGCAGAGUCUCGACCAGUCCAAUCGGCGUUGUCUGCCGAAUUAGCGGCUGAGAGAAGAGAGGCAAGUAGCAAAAUCACCCCUCAAAAGAUGUCUCAAAAGGAGAGAAAAAGGCAACUGCAACAGCAAGCGGAGUUAGCAACACGGCAAGAGUCACAAUCUCAGCAAUCACCAUCACCGUGGACGAAGGUUGGCGAAAAGAAUGACUCGCCCUGGCAAAAGAUCCCGCUUGCCUCGAAGACGCCCCCGACAGACGUCCCGGAGCAUUCGGCAGGUUUGUCGGCGGGCCCACCGAGGCCAAAGCCACUUCUUGCUGCAGAGACAUCGUCUAGCAAGUCCAUACCACGGCGGACAGCAUCUCCGGAUACUAGGUUUCCCGGUCAAAGGUCCAACAGUGCGACACAGGUAGCCAUGCCUGCUACUCAAUUCAAAUCACAGCAACUCACUCCGCACUCGAAGUCUUAUAUCAAGCGAGCACCUAAACCGGAGCAGGAGAUGGGUCUUGGCCUUGCUGAUAUCAUUGGAGAACAGCGGCGUGAACAGGAAAGUGUACGCGAGGCAGUCGCCAAGCGUAGCCUCCAGGAGAUUCAACAAGAGCAGGCGUUCCAAGAGUGGUGGGAUCAGGAGAGCCGACGGAUGCAAGAAGAAGAAGCAAGGCGAGCUGCGCGCGAAGAAGGUAAAGAAAAGAAGAAAGAGCACAAUAGCAGCCGAAGAAGCAAUCGUAGCAAUAAGUCAAAGGGUGGUAGCAGUAAUCGACCUAAUAAUAGUGGAGGCGGUAAUAAUGCCACUACCAAAGCUACAGAGGCAGGACCCAGCUCCAGCUCUAGAGGGCGAGGACGCGGAAAUAGAGGAAAGGCGACGUGA